Cuscuta epithymum is the source of this 1165-nucleotide messenger RNA. Lineage: Eukaryota; Viridiplantae; Streptophyta; Magnoliopsida; Solanales; Convolvulaceae. The record is from the annotation of a GenBank genome assembly.
AAAAAAAGUUAGGUCCUAUUCUUUGAUUGAGCUUUGUCCUUCAAACGCACAAAAAUUCCGGAGGGUUGAAGUUUCUCGUAUCAAGACCGUUUCCGAACGGAGAAUACGCGUCCCCCUCCAACAAAAAAAAAACAGAGCUUGAACAUUUUUUUGACCAAUUCUCCUCUCGAUAAGCUGCUGCAAUUUGGGUCUUCUUUCCUUUGCUGGAGUUCUAGUCUUUGCUACUGCACUAUGCUAGAAGUAUCACCAAGAUGCACCAUAAUGCUAGAGUCGAUGAUAUGUUCGCAAUGGUGACUUGGACAGAAAAUGAAGAAAAGUUUCUUAUUCAAAUGCUUCUCGACUUUCAGAAAAAAAAGAUGUUGCUUAGUGGUGUUGCUUAUGAUAAAAAUGUUCUACAAGAGAUUGCUUCUCUUCUAGUAAAGGCAUUUCAGAAACCUUUCUGCUAUAGGAAAAUCUUAAAAAAAUGUGAUUCAUUGAAAGCCACAUACAAUUUGUGGCAUACUGUUAACUAUUGGCCAGGGGUGACCUUCAAUGUUCGUGAAAAUACUUUUGAAGCAAACGCUUCAACUUGGGAUGCCAUCAUACAGGAGCACCCACAUGCAAAAAAGUUCAGGGAUGCACCUGAACCUAAGUGGUUCGAACUUUAUGGGAUUUUUGAUCCUAUGCGUGUAGCAGCUGAAGAGAAAAAGUUCAAUGACUCUUGCUACUUUAAAGAAACACCCAGACCUGAGGAGGAGGAGGACGAGGACGAAGGUGCAUAUGUGCGGGAUGAACAGUCAUUUGUCGCACCACCCGAGUAUCUUGUGCCACUACCCGGUUCAUCUAAAUAUGCGGGCAAAAGCGAAAUGGAAAUUUGGCAGGCCCAAUUUGAUGAGGAACUUGGCAUUGAAGUGUCAGCAAUGUCUUCUGUUGGUUCAUCGAUAUGGCCAUGAAUCAAACUAGCGUGGAUCUUUAUGUAUUCGACUAAGGUAUCAUAUGUAUGAAAUGAACGUCUUUAACCACAUUUUGUGAUUGCCUAACUUUAUGGCUAUCAAAUAUUUUGCUCAUCCGGAUUGGUAUGGUUGUAUUAGACGUCGUUGUAUGUAAUUACGCUUAUUUAGGAAGAUGAUGUUGUACCUAAAAAACCUAUUUCCAACAAUGUUUGGAUAUUUUGUUUAUGUUUGGC